GGCUCCAGGAAAUAAACUGUGUCGCUGUGGUUUCUGGGUGUUUCAUCUGUCCAUCAUGUGUAUAAAGCGGCUCGUGACCGUGUACCGUGUGUUCGAUACCUCAGUCUCUCCGUGAUGACUGAGGCCGUCCUCGUGGAUAUGAUCCACGGCUGCGGUCCGCGCUGCACCGCCGCGUCUCUACCGGAGGAUGAACCCGCAUCUCCGCCUCACGUCUUCCUGCUGUGCGGUACCGGGGACGCGUGUCUGAGCGCGUGCAGCAGCAGCGUGCACGUGCUGGACUCGGGCUCCACCGCGGAGCGUCUGUACCGGUUCAAACAGACCGUGGACCAGCUGGACCUGAGCUCGGUCCGGGUCUACACGACCCCGCGAGGCCGUGACGUGCUGCUCCUCUACCAGCAGCAGCUGUUUACGGAAGUGUACACCUUCCACUACCACGUGGACCACCGGCUCACAUGUCCGGGCUGCACAGGCUCCGCCCACUCUGCGGGGGACCCACCUGGUGGUGAUGACGCGGUCCAGGUAGAACAACAGGUGUCCCGGUUUCUGCAGCAGCUGCCCGCGCUGAAGGGCGGAGUCAGGGUUCUGACGUCAUCGCUGAUUCCAGGUCGGUUAAAAAAAUUAAAAAAACAUUUUACCUGA
Molecule: messenger RNA, 639 nt
Organism: Anarrhichthys ocellatus (wolf-eel)
Lineage: Eukaryota; Metazoa; Chordata; Actinopteri; Perciformes; Anarhichadidae
Product: laccase domain-containing protein 1-like
Exons: 1
Coding region: 115-639 (174 amino acids)
Source: RefSeq, a predicted model, not a curated record